Molecule: messenger RNA, 1680 nt
Organism: Coccinella septempunctata (seven-spotted ladybird)
Lineage: Eukaryota; Metazoa; Arthropoda; Insecta; Coleoptera; Coccinellidae
Product: leucine-rich repeat-containing protein 53
Exons: 2
Coding region: 243-1418 (391 amino acids)
Cellular component (GO): membrane
Molecular function (GO): protein binding
Source: RefSeq, a predicted model, not a curated record
GUAUGGGUAUUCCUGGGUUUUUUCAGACAAACGGAGGUGUUAUCGUAGAUGUGUUUCUGAAGUUUCUUCAAAUUUCUUUUGUACAGAAAAGUGUUGAUUCACAGACAAUCCCACCUCGUUGACCAAAUUUGGAUAUUAAAAACAUUUUUUAUUGAAAGGUCAGAUGAUUGUUGCUGUCCAAUGAGUAAUAAUUAUCAGGAUUGAGCUUAAUUUCGUAAGCUAUCUAGUUUUCAAGUUCCACCAUGAAUAUAUUCGUCAAUUCAUUGAGGAUGUACCAUGUGAAAGCACUCCUUUUGGGCCUCAUCCUCCACGUGUUCUUAGCCGAAACCAAAGCUAACAUAAACGGAUGUCACUCAUCUCUUCUCAAAGACUGCAACUGCGGCAGGGUGUACAGAGAUCAGAGGACAUACUUCGUCGUGAACUGCACCAAUACCGGCUUCCAAGACACCUCCAUGUUGGAGGAGCUUCCGGAAGAGACUGAAUGGCUUGUUUUCACCGGAAACCACGUGCCGAUCCUCGACAGCAACGUCUUUGGUGAAGACGUCGUCUUGAACAACUUGGAAAUCAUAGAUAUGACAAACAACGGUAUAAGAGACAUCAGAGGAAAGGCUUUCCACCGUGUGAUGAACGUGAAAAGACUGAUUUUAAAUCACAACAAUAUAACGAUCUCAGAAAACGACGACGAAAACUUUCAUCAUCCAAGGGUCUUCUCCAACUUUUACAACUUGGAGGAACUGCACUUGACGAACGCUUUCGCUGACAACACUGACUCGGGGCUUGCCGAAGACCUGCACGACAUAUUCGUCAACAGCAAUUUGACCAAACUGUACAAACUUCACCUGGAACAGAACGAGAUCAAAAACUUCAAAGAUGAGUUUGUGUUUUGCGACCUUCCCAAUUUGCACGACAUAUAUUUGGGCAAUAAUAACAUCCCGAAUGUUAACUUCAACAUAAACUGCAUGAAGAGGCUGCGUUACAUCGAUUUGGAGCAGAAUAACAUAACCAAGUUCACCCAGAAAGACUUGGAUGCUUUUGAUAGGGCUGCUCAACGCCAUGAAGACGGUCUGACUUUAGAUCUUGAUGGCAACCCUUUCAGGUGCGAUGCAGCUGUGAAAAUAUUCUACGGAUGGUUAAUGAAAACCAAAGUCAUUAUCAGAAAUAAACGAACUCUUCAAUGUCAGCACUCUAGAUAUGGUACAAGAUAUAUCCUCAACUUAACAAAUUUCGCUGAGGCCAAACAUGCUAGGGUUUCUAGGGCCCUUACAAUACUCCUAGUUGUUCUUACUAUUGUGUUACUAAGUUUAGUUGCAGCUUUUGCUUAUCUGCGGAAAGAAGCUAUGAAGAAUAAGUUAUCACCAAUAUUCGACUCAAUAACUAGAAAAGUUCACUACACUCAUAUCGAAUCACAAGACGUUUAAGGCUUCAUCCUAUCUCAAUGUGUGAAGAAUUUUCAAUGUAACACACUUCGUCUCUCUUUGUGCCAUUAGACAAUAAGUGUAUUCGAAUACCAGGUACUUAUGAUGUUUCCAUACAUAACAUUCCAAACUAUUUCAUUCAAAAUGUAGACUUGGUAGUUCAAUUUAAUUCAACAAUAACAUUUAUUUAUUAUCUAAGUUAUAUUUCCAUAGUCUUUAUUUCCUUAUUGUAUAUUACACUUGUAAAUAAAUUACUCAAGAACUA